AUGUCUGCGACCACUCCCAGUGACGAGAUCCCCAUGGAUAUUCUAUCUUCGCCCUCGGAGGGGAGCUUCUCCUGUUCCACCGGUCCAACCACCCCGAGCUCGAGUCCACUCUUCCGUCCCUCGGAGGUCGACGAGCUCAAACCGGCGCAACUGGCCCCGUCGCGAGUGCUCAAUGAGACGGAUCAGCUACAGGAGGGGGUGAAGAAUGUCUGCGUGGUGGGCGCAGGAUACGUCGGUGGCCCAACAGCCGCGGUUCUCGCCCUCUAUCACCCGUCCAUCAAGGUCGAGGUGCUGGAUCGUGAUCCGAGCCGCAUUCAGCGGUGGCAGUCUCCGCACUUACCCGUCCAUGAGCCAGGACUGGACACUGUCGUGCGGAUUGUUCGAGAUGGUGCCUUCAUCGAAAGCCAUACCAGCAACAGCACGCCACUCAUAGGAGAAACGUCCGCCCCUCGGCGCCAACAGAAUCUGUUCUUCACCUGUAACUCGGCCCAGGCUAUAUCGCGGGCUGAUAUCAUCCUGAUGGCAGUCAACACACCCACAAAGAUGUUUGGCGUCGGCGCGGGCUGCGCCACCAACAUGACGGCAUUCGACGGAGCUAUGCGUGAUGUCGCGGCAUAUGCAAGGCCGGGGGCGAUCAUUGUGGAGAAGAGCACGGUGCCAGCCGGCACGGCAGAGCGGGUGCGGAAAAUGCUGGCGAAUCGUCGCCCGGGGGUACCCUUUGAAGUGCUUUCGAACCCCGAGUUCCUGGCCGAGGGCUCCGCUAUCGAGAACCUCACAGCACCUGAUCGAGUCCUGAUCGGAUCCGCAGCUACCCCGUCUGGGCACCAGGCGGCUCAGAUCUUGGCAAGUUUGUAUACAGCCUGGGUGCCCCGGUCGCGCAUCCUCACCACCAAUGCCUGGUCCUCCGAGUUAGCUAAAUUGGUGGCGAAUGCCAUGCUCGCUCAACGCAUCAGUAGCAUCAACUCGAUCAGCGUCAUCUGUGAACGAACUGGCGCCGAGGUAGGCCAGGUAGCCAAGGCCAUUGGCAUGGACGGGCGUAUCGGGCCACAAUUCCUCAAGGCCGGACUCGGGUUUGGCGGCUCCUGCUUUCGUAAAGAUAUUGCCAGUCUGGCUUAUCUGGCUGAGUCUCUCGGAUUAGAUGAUGUCGCGCAUUACUGGCGACAAGUCAACGUGAUGAAUGAGCGGCAAUGCAACCGUUUCUCACGGAAAAUCAUCGAUCGCUUCGAGGGAAACUUGGUUGGUCACAAGUUGGCGAUGCUUGGAUUCGCCUUCAAGAAAAAUACCGGGGACACGCGGGAGUCCUUGGCUGUUGAGGUGAUCCGAGUGUUGUUGGAGGAGCGACCGGCCGAGAUUGCCAUUUUCGACCCCUACUGCCAUCCGGAAGAUAUUCUUCGAGAGCUGAAGGAGGUGUGCCCAGGCCCCACUCUGGGACAGACGGUGAAGAUCGUUACAGACCCGUACCUGGCUUGCUCCCAGGCCAACGCGGUGCUGGUAGUCACUGACUGUGAUCAAUUUCGUAACUUCCCAUCUCAAAAACUACCCGCGCCCUCCAUUUCAUCGAAUCCCAAAGGUCUGGCUCGGAACAUAACCGCCGAGACUUGCAACGAAGAUGUUAAGCGACCCUGCGCCCGAUCGGAGAGCGAGACCUGGGCCCACGCGGGUGUGUCCUAUCAACUGAUGCCCCAAGAAGUGUGUGUCGCAGACUGUACAGACUGUCGGUUGACUUCAACGCGACCGACGAUGGAGUCGAUCGAAUGGCCGCGAAUUGCAUAUAACAUGGUUGAGCCCAAGUGGGUGUUUGAUGGGCGUGGAUUGUUGGACGCGGAGGAGUUGGAGAAGUUGGGCGUGCGAGUGGAUGUGGUGGGUCGGCAGCCGUCGCUUGACUCGCUUGCCGGGAUCAUUUAG
Messenger RNA from Penicillium macrosclerotiorum, 1905 nucleotides. RefSeq names its product UDP-glucose dehydrogenase (gene ugd1). The coding region runs from base 1 to 1905 and encodes 634 amino acids. Gene Ontology annotation, molecular function: UDP-glucose 6-dehydrogenase activity; NAD binding. Gene Ontology annotation, biological process: glycosaminoglycan biosynthetic process; polysaccharide biosynthetic process. Lineage: Eukaryota; Fungi; Ascomycota; Eurotiomycetes; Eurotiales; Aspergillaceae. The transcript is spliced from 3 exons. Gene Ontology annotation, cellular component: nucleus; cytosol. The record is from RefSeq and is a predicted model, not a curated record.